Molecule: messenger RNA, 339 nt
Organism: Dovyalis caffra
Lineage: Eukaryota; Viridiplantae; Streptophyta; Magnoliopsida; Malpighiales; Salicaceae
Source: the annotation of a GenBank genome assembly
AUGAUGCAAUAUAACACCGCCCUUAGUUGCUAUGAAAACGCUACAAUGGAGAGGCCCAUGUAUGUUAAACUUGAAGGAGAUAUAAAUCAAGAUGUGGCAUAUUACAAGAAGGCUUUAUAUUAUAAUUGGCACUAUGCCGACACUAUGUAUAAUCUUGGUGUUGCUUAUGGUGAGAUGUUGAAGUUUGAAAUGGCAAUUGUGUUUUAUGAACUCGCUUUCCACUUCAAUCCUCAUUGUGCGGAGGCAUGCAACAAUUUAGGCAUAAUAUACAAAGACCGAGAUAACCUUGAUAAAGCUUUGGAGUGUUAUCAAGCAAAUUCCGAUACUAGUACAAGUUGA